Bufo bufo (common toad) is the source of this 798-nucleotide messenger RNA. Its product is annotated as olfactory receptor 11L1-like. The transcript has a single exon. Gene Ontology annotation, cellular component: membrane. Lineage: Eukaryota; Metazoa; Chordata; Amphibia; Anura; Bufonidae. Bases 1 to 798 code for a protein of 265 amino acids. The record is from RefSeq and is a predicted model, not a curated record. Gene Ontology annotation, molecular function: G protein-coupled receptor activity; olfactory receptor activity. Gene Ontology annotation, biological process: G protein-coupled receptor signaling pathway.
AUGACCUUGGUGUCCUCCAGCAAGAACCUCCACACUCCAAUGUACUUCUUCAUCUCACAACUGUCCAUCAGUGAUAUCUGGUUAACCAUAGUUAUUGUCCCCAACAUGCUCCACAUUCUACUGAAUAAUGGUGAGACCAUUGCUAUUAAUGACUGCAUCACUCAGUUUUAUUUUUUUGUUGUCUCGGAAACAUUUGAAUGUCUUCUUCUAACAGUGAUGUCUUAUGACAGAUAUGUGGCCAUCUAUAAUCCUCUCUGUUAUACCUCUAUAAUGACAAGAGCCUUUUGUGUGAUAUUAUCAGUCUUCUGUUGGUUCCUUGGUAUUUCCAUUAGCUUGGUUUACACUAUAACAAUAUCAAAGCUAAAUUUUUGUGGGCUAAAUGUCAUUGACCAUUUCUUCUGUGAUCUUGUUCCCUUAUUAGAACUUGCCUGUUCUGAUACCUUCAUUGUUCAUCUAGAGGUGUAUUUACUAAGUAUUCCAACUGUAAUAAUUCCAACCACCAUCAUCAUACUGUCUUAUACUUGUAUUGUUUUAGCAAUCUUAAAAAUCCAAUCCAAUUCUGGUAGAAGGAAAGCCUUCUCCACCUGUAGCUCCCACCUCAUUGUGGUCUCCAUAUUCUACUGGACUAUGUACAGUGUUUAUGUUGUCCCUACAAAAAGACAAAAUCUCUCCAUCAGUAAAUUCCUUUCCCUGCUGUAUACUGUCUUUACUCCUUUGGUGAAUCCCAUUAUAUACAGUUUAAAAAAUUCAGACAUUAAGAAAGCUAUACAAAAAGCAGUCCAUAAACAUGAUGCCUGA